This is a messenger RNA of Phycodurus eques (leafy seadragon), 3246 nucleotides long. It is a transcript of the gene prr33, whose product is annotated as proline rich 33. The transcript has 2 exons. Bases 129 to 2834 code for a protein of 901 amino acids. The record is from RefSeq and is a predicted model, not a curated record. Lineage: Eukaryota; Metazoa; Chordata; Actinopteri; Syngnathiformes; Syngnathidae.
UGGACCUCGAAAGCGUGUGCUCGCUAUGUGUCGCAUUGCUCAACUUCCUGACUGGACUUGUCUCGCUUGAAGGGGAAGCUGCCCGCCGCACUUGGGCCGCCAGCCUCAAGCCGGAGGCAGAGGCACUCAUGGCGGUCGCAUACGGAGCCGCCAUCCCGCCCGGACUCUUUAACCUCCAGUACCCGCCUCCCCUAUUCCCCAAGCCCGGGAAGGACAACGCCCGUCUCCAGAAACUCCUGAAGCGGAACACCAAAAAGAAGACAUCCCCGCAGGCGUUGCAGUCGGCCGCCCCUUUCCGAUCCAGCCUCUCCCCCGUCAACGAAGCCAGCCCCGACCUCGAGCGCAGCGACCGCUCCACACCGCCCAAGACUCCUGAGGUGCCGUACGCCUUCUACGCCGCCCAACGCUCGUCCCGGUUCGCCGCCCGGCCGCUUUAUCAGCAUGUGGCGUCGCCGUACCCGCAGCGAGCGGCCUUUUCUCGAGCGGGCAGGUUCUCGCCUCAGCCGCUCGCCUUCCCGUCAUACCCGCAACAUGGCAGCGUUGCGGCAUCUCUGUACUCAAGUUUGCCGCAACUGUCUCCAGCGCCACCCGCUCCGAUGGUCCCCGUCCAGCCGAUGCCCUCUGUAAUCGCUCAGCAACCUCCUUCCUCUGUGCCUCGCCUGAGGACGCCGCCUCCUGAAGUGAAAACCCCAGAUGUGAGUCCUUUUCCAGAAACUCCCAGACCAGCUGCAGCCCCACCAACCAAGCCAAAACCAGCGAGACCCAAUCUGACCUCCUGCCCAGUACCGGGAGCUCAAGCUUUGACUCGGCCUCUCACUGUGCUGACUCAGUUCGUCAAGCCAAAAAGUCCUCGUCCAACGUUCAAAGCAACCGAAGCCUCGAAAUCUCCAAAGUCCAUGUUCGAGGUUCCUCAAAUACGCUUAUACACAGCGAGCACAUCCUACUACGAGACGUCCAGGACGCCGCCCGUGUAUGACACAGUUGCCCUAACCGCCAUCGGCAGCAUCGUCAACACUGAAAGCAACCAAGGAGCGAGCCUGGCAUUUGAGGCCAGGAGUGUUAUGACCCCAAAUACUUUAGUAUCCUCGGAACCACAAUCAAAAACACCAACUGCAGACGCGAGAAGAGAAACAGCAAAAGUCAAAAUAAACGCAGCAGUAGCUCCAAUCAUCGAGCUCAGGAGAGCCACACCCACAUCUGAAAUGAGAGUCAAAACACCAACCCAGGAAAUGCUAUCGCCAAGGUGCCUCACGGGGCGUCCGAGAACCCCGACAAAGCGUGCCGCAACGCCCGUGUUUGAGAUCUCCAAACCUAACCCUCUCUUGUUUGCGGUGUCACCAGUGAUGAUGGAGCCAGAGAGGUCGAGAACCCCUAAAAUGAGAGCCAAGACUCCUGAGAUCAAUGUGCAUCUGACGGUUCUGAACGGGGACGUACAGGCGAGUCUCCCACAGACGAUUACAAAGUCUAAAUCAGAAUCCGAUCUCACCAGAAGAACUCCGACAGCUGAGCUAACACCUGCAGUGACAUGUUUUGGAUAUCAGAGGCCUAAAACUCCAACCUACGAGGCAUCCCGGCUGCUCAGUUCAUCUCCAGCUUUUAAAAGACCGAGAACUCCCACGUAUGGGACGUCCCCCCAUGGUGGACCCGCCCCAGUCUUCCAGAGGCCAAAGACGCCAACUCUCGUGGGGCCCAAAUCUAAGUCUGUCUACCGUGGACUGACACCUGUAGAGUAUGCCGCUUACGGUGGAAUCAGAACGCACAAGCCGGCCUUUGCGAUUACCGGAGCUCUGGUGAUCACUCAUGAGGAGGCCGCAUCUACCCAAAGUAAAACAGCAACGCGAGAACUGAUAGCCUUGGAAGUCAAAGAAAGCCCCAAAACUGAGGAGAGGGUCUCUGCUGCCCCAGCAAUUCCCAUGAUUGUUGUUUCCAAGACACCCGAAACCUCAACAGUGACACCGAAAACGGUACCAAAGGUGGUUCCUCCACCGCUACCAGAGAAGAAACAACAGAUCCAAGAAACACCAAACAUCAAAUCUCCAACCUCAGAGGAGAGAACUCCCGUCCACCAGAAGACAGACUUUCCAAAACCUCCUGUGGCCCAACAAGCUCCUCCUGUUCCUGACAAAGAUCCUCUAAUGGCAGUCAGAAAGCUUCUUGGCAAAGAGAAAGCCCUGCCCUCCAAAUACCAAGGUCAGGCAAAGCUUGAGGAGUCACUGAAAGUCACUGAGGUAGAGAAGGUAAUAGCAAGAUCCACCCAAAGUCAGGACAAAGUCAACAAAACUGGAACAUCUGCAACAGCUGAGAAGAAAGAUGACGAGUCGCCCAAAACUUUCCAGAAGUCGAAGGCAUUGAAAUCCAAAAUGAGCGGCUGGUCCAGACUGAAGAAGCACAUGGUGGUGGAGCAGGAGGAGCCUUCGUUUCCACAGACAGAGGCAGCGGACCAGGGCCCGGACCAAAGCGAGGGGGUCCACACCGCCGGUUCCGCACCCCCUAAAGCCAGCAAAAUGUGGGACGCCGUCCUCUUCCAGAUGUUCUCCAGCAAGGAGAACAUCAUGCACCAGAUUGAGCUGAAGAAGGAAGAGCUACAGAUGGGGGAGGAGAAGAAAGACGAGGACGAGGCCAGGGAUGAGGCCAAGGACAUCCCGUCCUUUGCAUACCGGCUGCCCAUCUUGCUCUUUAGCCCCAAGUUUGACGCCAAGAAGCUGAGGGAGGCGGCCUCCAGGCCCCUCACCAAGUUCUCCACCGUCUUCGAGAUGGGUCUGAUCGGACGCAAGGCCAAAGACGACGAACCAAAAGACUUUAACAGAACCGCCAAAGGUUUCAGCUCUUCUUAAGAGGCCAGGAAGGCUCUUGGAUAUUUCAGGAUAGCUUAAGUAAAGAAAAGUGUGCAUGAGUGGACUCUCCUUUGUAAUCACCAGGCCUGAACAAGUUGCGCUCGGUUUUGGUAAUGCUUGUUUGGAAUUUACGUGAGCGUCUCGUUUGUCUGAUGAUUAAAAGCCUUGAUGUUUCAACUCAUUAACAAGCCUCUGAUUUGUUCCAAAUGUUCCUUUGGUGGUCUUUGACAUUCACCAUGGUGCUACUGGCUUGUCCUGAAGUUUGAUGCUUUUAUUUAGAUUGUGUCAUGAAUGACAACACUAGUAGUAACAUUUACACUGUUUUUUUUUACUUUGUUGUGUUCUAGAAGAGACUGAAUUGAACCUAGAAUGAGAAGGUUUUUGUCAACAGAAUGUCAAGAAACUUUAAAGG